Drosophila bipectinata is the source of this 1725-nucleotide messenger RNA. RefSeq names its product neuroguidin. Gene Ontology annotation, biological process: maturation of SSU-rRNA from tricistronic rRNA transcript (SSU-rRNA, 5.8S rRNA, LSU-rRNA). Gene Ontology annotation, cellular component: small-subunit processome; nucleolus. NCBI's taxonomy places the organism in Eukaryota, Metazoa, Arthropoda, Insecta, Diptera, Drosophilidae. The record is from RefSeq and is a predicted model, not a curated record.
UGACGCGUUUUCCAGAUUUAGGGCCUGCAUUUUGAAUCGCAGCUGACCAAGAACCCUGAAACGCAUCAAAAUCACUCAGCGACGCGAGGCGUCAACAGCCAACGCACCAAAAAAUAAAAAUGCAAUAACAUCGGUGAUAAAAACAACUGCAACUUGAAGCAAACGCGCCUAACGAUAAUAAUCAGUACAACCAAUUAAAACUCAAAAGCUGCACGUUUUCCUCUUUAAACACCACUCUCCUCACUGCACUCUCCCCUCCGAUGCUGCGCCGCGUGUGAAUGAUUUAGGACGAAAUGAUUUAAUUAAACUUAUAAAAAAAAAACACAAAUUAAUUCGCAAUUAAACAAAUCCAAAUUACCACGUGCGUUCGUUCUCUCGAGAAGUUACUUUGUUGCGUUGUUGUUGUAGCUGCUUUGCGUUUGUUUUGCUUGCGGAGCUCUCUCCACUCGGUUGGCUCUCUCGGCGCUCGGGGCCCGCGUGGGACUUUAUUUUAUUGUAGCCGGUGGGCAGCCGGUGAUUGGAUCACCUUUGGAUUAGGACUCUCCACACCCAGCUGAAGAAAUGGUGCAGGCUCUCGACUAUGAUUGCGAGGUGCAGGGCCAGCAGGACAUACCGCAGGCUAUUCAGCUCCUCGGGGAGAUGAACAGCAAUGUCAAGCAGGUGACGGACCUGGUCGAGGGAAUGCUGCAGCGCGUCAAGAGUGGUGAGCUGACCACCGAGUACGGACUCAGCUUCCUCGAAGUAAAGUACCACAUGCUGCUGGACUACUUGAUCAACCUCACCUACGUUGUGCUGCGAAAGUGCUCCGGGGAGACCAUCGAGGGCGACCCCUCCAUCGAGCGUCUGAUUGAGAUUCGCACCGUGCUGGAGAAGAUUCGGCCCAUAGACCACAAGUUGCGCUACCAGAUUGACAAGCUCGUGAAGACGGCCACGACCGGUGUCUCGAGCAACACAGACCCCACUCUCUACAAGCCCAACCCGGAGGGCAUGAUGAUCAGUGCCGGUGCCGAUGAGGAGGAGGGAGACGACGAUUCCGAGGAGGACAGUGACGAGGAUGAGGAGGACGAGGCCGGCGCCGCGAAAAAGCCUCGCAAGGCUGCGACGGCGGGCAAGUCCGGAGUCUAUGUACCACCGCGCAUCAAGCCAGUCUACUACGAUGGCGAUGAGCGCGACGCCGACAAAGAAAAAAAGGCCAUGGAACGGGCCAAGAAGCGGGCCAUCACUUCUUCCAUGUUGCAAGACCUCAAGGAGGAGUACCUAGACGCGCCCACUGAAGUGUCGUCUGGAUCCCGGGCCCAGCAGAUGCUGUCCCAAGCCCAGAAGGAGAAGCAGGAGUACGAGGAGACCUACUUGAUGCGCCUGCCGGUGACCAAAGCGGAAAAGCAUCGUCAGCGCAAGCUCACCACCUUGGGUACACUGGGUGAUGAAAUCCUGGGCGAGAUUAGCCGCGAAUCUGCACUGCGAGGCGAUGGCAGCAAAAAGCGAAAACUGGCCAAGAAGGGCAAGGGCAAGAAGCGCGGUGGUAAAAAGCGAAAGUUUCACUAAUCGGGCAAACUAGAAACAGUUCAAAAAACCUUUUUAAAUGCAAUUAAAAUAAUUAUCAUUAAGUUUUUUUCCGUCAGAUUUUUAUUGAAAAACCAGGAUUGAUGUUAUUACUUUAAUUUGUGUUGAAUUUUUAAUUAAAAUGCUCAUUAAAAGUUUCAUUAAAAUAUUAUUUUCAAACAA